Messenger RNA from Danaus plexippus (monarch butterfly), 2629 nucleotides. Its product is annotated as BRCA1-associated RING domain protein 1-like. NCBI's taxonomy places the organism in Eukaryota, Metazoa, Arthropoda, Insecta, Lepidoptera, Nymphalidae. The transcript has a single exon. The record is from RefSeq and is a predicted model, not a curated record. Gene Ontology annotation, molecular function: protein binding. Bases 68 to 1675 code for a protein of 535 amino acids.
CCUUGUGACAUUUGAAAACGGAUUUCGCGGUUUGUUAACAAGUUUUGUUUAUUUAGAAAACUUUAAAAUGUCCAAUGAAAAGCUCAAUAGGUUCCUCAAAGCAUUGGAUGCUGUCCAAAGUGACUACACCUGCGGAGUUUGUUCAGAACUAUGCAAGAGACCUAUUACUUUGAGUACGUGUUUUCAUAUUAUAUGUGCGGUACACUUCGAAAAUUUACACAGAUGUCCCACAUGCGAUAUACCGAUUACGGGAUGCACAACAUUUACAGAUGACCGUUUAGAGAGUUGUAUAGAAUCAGCAAGAGAGUUGGGAAACAUAUUUGAGAGUUUCCGAGUGAAAUCCGCCUUACAAGUAUCGAAUGCGGGGAGUUCUAACGGUACGAACAAGAAGCGAGUUAAAAAGGCUGUAGGAGCGAGUGAUAAAGAAAACAAAAGUAACUCUAAGACCUCUCAUAUAUAUACACCUGAGAAAUCAGCGAAGUCGAAGAAACAAGAGAGCAAAGGUGAUAAUGUGAACACUACAUUACUGUCCACAGCGAGUUCGAAAAUAAAUACGGGCAUUGAAAAAAGAAAUAACAAGGGAGAGACGGCUUUACAUGUAGCUUGCCGUCUGGGGAAGGUUGAAUCUGCUAUAGACUUAUUAAAACAAGGCGCCAACCCAAAUACUAAGGACAACGCAGGAUGGACUCCUUUACAUGAAGCCGUUCAAAAUGGCCGUCUCGAUAUAGUUAGUGCUUUAUUACAGUAUAACACUCUGAUUGAUGUACCAGGCCAAGGAAACGAGACUCCGUUACACGAAGCGGUGAGAUAUAAUCACAGAGAAAUAGCCGAAGAGUUGGUAAAGCAUGGUGCAGAUGUCAAUUCUAGGAACUGUAAAGGGGAAACUCCAUUGAAUCUAGCAAGCAAUGAUAUGAAGAAGAUUUUAGAAGAUGCCUCAGAAAAUGUGAUACAAACGCAGGGCGUCAAUAUCAGUUACUUAUCAGACUUGUAUACGGAAUUGGACUCCGAAGAUAUUCAGGUCUUCUGCGUCUCUCAAUUCCGUACAGUUCACAAUAAACUGAAAUCCCUAUCGAAACAUCAUUCUAAUUUGCAUGUUGAGGCGAAAUUUUCAAAAAAAGUUACUCACCUUUUGGUCGAUGAGGAUGACGGUGUCUGUAACUCAAGCUUGGAUGUACUUCAGGGGAUUGUGAGUUCCGUAUGGAUAAUAUCAGCCCAAUGGAUACUCAAGUCUACAGAAGAGAAAUUGAUGCCGUUCAAAAGUUAUGAAGUCAUUGGGGUCGGUAACAAAUCAUAUAACGGUCCGAGAAACUCUAGAUACAACAAAUACAAGCAACUGCCCGGUAUUUUCAACGGCUGCCACAUUUACUUGCACAACUUCAACACAAAGUAUGAGAUAUCCAAGACUAUUGUACUAACAAAGGCCAUUUUAACGAAAUUAAUCAUGGAUGCUGGUGGUGUAGUUCUGAGGAGAGUUCCGAAUCCAGAAUUGAUUCCUGAUGAAGAGAAGGUGGUUCCGUAUCACGCUAAGAAGGGCGGAAAGUUGGUUGAAUGCUCUCAUUUCAUUAUAUUUAAGAACAUGUACGAGCCGAUGUAUAAUAUGUCACAUUUCAAAGCCCUGCCCAUCGGCUGGCUCAUAGAGUGUAUAGAAAAAUAUGAAUUAUGUGAGCCCUGGUGACUCCAUUAUUCCUGGAAUGCUGGAAGAGGAAAAUAUUCCUGGAAUAUUACACAUAAAAUCACCAUAGAAUAAAUAAAAUCAAAACUAUCGGUAUUCAGUCUAACAGCAAACUGAUACUAAGGAUACACUUGUACGAACAUGACAGAAACAUCAGCUCUAUACAUUAUAAGUCUUGAGGUAUAGUUUUUUAAAAUAUCUUAUAUAAUUAACAAUAAAUAAUUCUAGUAUUUAACUGACCAUAGAGAUCAUAGAGUCGGCUCUAUGCCAACCAGUCUGUCUCCAUUCUACUCGACAUGAGAAAUAUUCAAGAAUGCAGGUUUUCAAUAUCAUAUACAUAACUAGGGAGUUCUCUUACAAAGAGGCCGCAUUUAGUUAUUAAAAAAAAAAUAUUUGAACAUUUUUUUAUUCUACAUCAAAUCAAACAGCCAAUCUAGAUACCAUCUUAUUUCUAUUGUAAUUAAUUUUGUAUGAAAAUGUGAGGUCAAAAAAAAAAGGUGCUUUAUAAUAAAUAGAGGAUAUUAUGCAUUAUAGACAUUUAUUUACGGAUAGAAAUCUUAUAAAAAUAUAACGUCUUAUCUACAAACAGAUUUCACAGACUAUACAGGGUCCGCGUCGGAAAAAAGGUUUCAUAACGAUUAUUUAAAAAAAAUACCUAUGUAACAUUAUAUUAUGUUCCAAUAUAUAUUAUUGCUAAUAAAUUAUCUUAUACCUAUAUCAGCUGCUGUAUAAGGAUUUAUAUAUAUAUAUAUAUAUUAAUCAAUACUUUUGAUGGGUCAUUAAAUUGAGCUACCGGCUUUACUACGGGUCUGCAUCACACCAAACUUAUAGUUUCGAGUUUUUAAUUCAUGUUAUCAAUUUUAAGUAAUGAAUGAAAAGUGGACCUUACUUCAUAUAGUUAUUAUUAUUUAAAAAUCAAAUUUAUCGUGAGUUAUGCUUAGAUUAAAGUUCCAGGUG